Folsomia candida is the source of this 1848-nucleotide messenger RNA. Its product is annotated as organic cation transporter protein. Gene Ontology annotation, biological process: transmembrane transport. The record is from RefSeq and is a predicted model, not a curated record. Gene Ontology annotation, molecular function: transmembrane transporter activity. NCBI's taxonomy places the organism in Eukaryota, Metazoa, Arthropoda, Collembola, Entomobryomorpha, Isotomidae. The coding region runs from base 1 to 1848 and encodes 615 amino acids. The transcript has 7 exons. Gene Ontology annotation, cellular component: membrane.
AUGACGAAGAAACUGCGAGAAGCAGAGCAUCCGACGCCAUUUAUUCUCACAAUCCCGACACAUAAUCACGUCGAUAUUGUCGACAUUGUCCGACAAUCGGGAGGAUUCGGUGCCUAUCAGUUCUUUAUACUCAUUUUACUCCUCGUGUUAGAGGUCCCGACAGCUUUCGUUACCUUCAUACCAAUUUUUGUGGGUCGAGUACCACAAGUCUGGGAUUGUGAUAAUGUGACCAUGUCGUUAAGCGAGGUGUGUUCACUCUGUGAUACUGACGCCAUAACUCCACUCGAUGUCCUCGUGGAGGACUCCAUUGUUGCACAGUGGGGUCUCAUCUGCGAGAAGGAGUGGGUGUUCGACUUCGUAACAAGUAUUCAAAUGCUGGGGAUGUUUUUUGGGAGCGUUUUCGGAUCUCAGUUUGCAGAUUGGUACGGGAGACGAUAUGGUUUCCUCGCAGCCACGCUGCUCCUUUCGCUGGGGUCGACGAUGUCCGCAUUGGCGGGAAAUCCAUAUAUUUACGCGCUUGCAAGAUUCUUGUGUGGGGCUGGAGUCACAAGUUUCAUGAACGUGACCUUAGUUGGCGUGGUUGAGGUCAUGCCGACCAAGUGGAGAUCACUUUCAAACUGUAUCGGCCCCACGGGCGAGGGAAUCAUGAUUUUGAGCCUCCUAGCCUAUCUUAUCAGACCGUGGAGAACGUUAUAUUGGGCAACCGUUGCACCUUUCGUUCUUAUCGUCGUUAUUUAUCCUUUCGUUCCCGAGAGCCCGCGCUGGCUCCUUAAACAAAACCGCGUCCACGAAGCGGCCAACAUACUGAAAUCGAUGGCCCGCAUGAAUAGCAAGUCUCACCUAACCCCUACCAUAUCUCCCGCUAUGUUGCAUCACAUAAUACAAUCUGAACAGCGGGAAUCGCCUCAAGACUCAAACCCAUCAAAACGAUGGACAUAUCUCGACUUUGUUAAGGAUCCCGCCCUCCGCGCUACGUCGCUAUACAACAUGGCGAUCUGGUUCGCUUGGUCGCUUACGUAUUACGGAAUUUCCUUCAACAUCAAAAACGUUUCUGGUAACAUUUACCUCAACGUUUUUUUCAUGGGCGCCGCGAACGCGGUUGGACAACGAAGCGCGCUCCUUUUAAAUAAUUCUAUCGGUCGGCGAAAAGCCCUCUUCGCCUCGAUGACCUUCUGCGCCGUGUUUCUCGUCGCGCUCGCCAUCACCCUUGUAUUCGUCGAACAUUCAAAUAUCCCCAACGCCGCGAUAGUCUCACUUUGCCUCCUGGGGCAAUUCGGUAUGGCAGCUGCGCGCUCGGCGGCACGCUUAAUUUCUGGAGAAUCCUUCCCCACUGCGGUUCGCACUAUGGGAAUGGGCAUUGGCGGGAUUACGGCAAACAUGGCGGGAAUUUUGACCCCACAAUUAGCCUACCUAGGGGUAAGAUGGCCCGCCCUGCCGUUUUUCACGUUUGCCGCCGUUAGCGUGGGUGGUUCCUUGAUCGCAUUUCGAAUGGCGGAAACUAUGGGGCUUCCACUUGAUAAUCAAACCCCAGAAGUCGUAGAAAAAGAUGAUAACCCUUUCGAUAAGAUAUUCACCAAUAAUAACUUACAUUCUGAAGAUAAGAACACUUCUCAGAAAGACGUAAAUAUCUUCCCACUCGCUAAAAGAGAUUCAAAUAUUAAGGUGAAUCUUAAGUCAGAGGUUUCAAAAAAUGUCGUCCUAAUUUCAAUCUCAAGAUUAGUAGAUGAACAAGAAAAACAGGAUAAUUUACAAAUUCAUAUGAAUUCUGGAUUUGUAAAUGAUGAAGAUAGUAAAAAGCUUAAUACGGCAGAAAAUCAUUCUCCAGGAAGAAAUUCGCGAACUUUUUAG